GUAAAUGGUGUCAACGUCCGCGGGACUGGAAUUCGCCACCAGACGCGCAAAGAGUGGCAAACGACGCACGACGGGGUGUUCUCUACUCUUCGGUUUUCCUCGGCAGUCCAGGAGACGCGAGUAACGCGAGUAUCGGCAGCGGCGAGGGCACGGGCGAGGAGGACGACGACGCAUCGGGUAAGAAGAACCAGAAGAAGAGGGGCAUCUUUCCCAAGGUCGCGACGAACAUCCUCAGGGCGUGGCUGUUUCAACACCUAACGCAUCCGUACCCAUCGGAAGACCAGAAGAAGCAGCUGUCACAGGACACGGGGCUGACGAUCCUGCAAGUCAACAACUGGUUCAUUAACGCGAGGCGCAGAAUCGUCCAGCCAAUGAUCGACCAGAGUAAUCGAGCCGGUCCGAGCGGGGCGUACAGCCCGGACGCGACGAUGGGGUACAUGAUGGAGGGCCAGGCGGCGAGCAUGAUGCACCACCGGCCACCCGGAGACCCGACCUUCCACAACCAGUACCACUACCCGCCGGAAUAUUACGGGCAUCACUUAUAAAGCUGGAUGCACGCGUAGGCAAAUGAUCGAAACUGACCGCGCGUCGUAGCGAAGACUAAUACACCGAUGAGAGGAUGACGAGGAUUGGAGCAUAUGGACUGUCCUGGCGCGCGCAACCCGGACUACGAGACAGAGCACCGACGUGUACACGGACGAGCGGCCGGUGCGUGAAGCGUGUAACGUACGCGCGAUGGAACGGCCACACCGCGGACCGGUGGGAAGAAAUAAUCAUCGAGCCGCGAGGCAUCAACACUCGCGUGUAUACUCGGUCUGGCUUUCAUCCCUCUCGCCGAGCCCUCCCGUGCGGCCCGUCUCUGGUCGAAACCGUCGCGGCAAAAUGACUCGAGAGUACGGCUCUUCCGUCGGUACUUGCGCGCGUGGAAAAUCGAGCGCAAACGAGGCGAUGAGAGACGGCACUCGGGGGAGAGGAGCUAAACGAGUCAAAGAUAUAAGUAAUUUGGAACAAAUCAAGGCCGGUGGUGGUGGGUGACCGCGAGGUAAACAAGGAAUCGACGAGGGAAGAAAAUGAAAAAGAAGAAAAAAAAAAAAUUAAAAAAAAAAAAGUAAUUCAUGUGAUUGUUCUUUGUACAAAAUAUUUGCGGUGUAAUAUUGUAGUGAUUGAAGAUAUUAAAUGUUAAAUUUUAAUACGGAUCGCAAUUGA
Molecule: messenger RNA, 1206 nt
Organism: Copidosoma floridanum
Lineage: Eukaryota; Metazoa; Arthropoda; Insecta; Hymenoptera; Encyrtidae
Gene: hth
Product: Meis homeobox homothorax
Biological process (GO): regulation of DNA-templated transcription
Molecular function (GO): DNA binding
Source: RefSeq, a predicted model, not a curated record